AGUAAUAACAGACUCGCUUUACUCACAGCCUAUGAGGAUGUCAUCAACGAGAAGACCUCCACCGACUGGGUUAUGCUAUGUGAUUCAACAUAUACCGGUGUCUAACAGAAGAGGUCUGAUGAACUCUUUAAUAAGGAGGAUAAGCUUUGUUAUGAUGCACAACCGUUUGUUUCUACAACGAAUGGACUUCAUUGGAUGUUUGUGAUCUACAGAAAACAUGUAUCCCACAUAUUCGGAAGCUUUUCAAGUAGCAUUAGCACAGGUGAUGUGCUAGGGGAGGUAAUUUAUUUGUGCUCAGCAGGGCCCUGUACACUUAUGAAGAUAACACUGACAACCUGAAAUUAGCGGAUUCAGGAGCGGGUGGUCUGCAGGAAAUCGCCACAAAGUUUGACAAUCAAAGUGUGAUGUAUGGAUUCUGUAGCAUCAAGGACUCUGGUUCUGGUCUGCCCAAAUAUGUCCUGAUAAACUGGGUGGGUGAAGAUGUGGAUGAUCAUCGAAAAUGCACAUGUGCUAGUCAUGUUCCCACAAUUGCAGACUUCUUCCAGGGGGCAAAUGUUAUUGUUAAUGCCAGCAGUCCUGAGGAUGUGGAUUCCACCGCUAUCCGGCAGAAAUUGACUAAUGGCACGAUGCACGUUUCAAGCCCAGUCUUGCGCCGACUCCACCUUAAAGAGGAUGAAGACUUGUUGGGUCCAGUGGGAACAACAUACCAAAAGACCAAUGCUGCAAUUGAAAUGAAACGAAUCAACAGAGAAUUAUUCUGGGCACAAGCAAAGAGAGAGGAGGAGCUGAGAAAAGAAGAAGAGCGCAAGAAAGUGAUUGAAGAAAGAGAAAAAUUUGAGAGAGAGAGAAUGGAGCAAGAGAAAAAAGAGCAAGAAGAUAGAGAACAAAGAUACAGAGAACGAGAGAAACAGAUUGAGGAAGAAAGGAAAAAACUACAAGGCCUGGAAGUCAAUGAAAUCAAAGAUGUAUUGAGCCAGAACAGCAACAGGGAAGCACAGAGAGAGGGAAUGGAAGAGGAUGAAGAGAACAGAGGACCCAAGAUCAGUGAUUCAGCAGAGAAAGCAGCAGAAGCUGCCGCCCUUAUUGCACUGAGAGAUGGAAAUCCGAGGGAAUUUUUUAAGCAGCGAGAAAGAGCUAUGACAACGAGUUUUGAGACUUCACAUAUUUCAGGCCAAAGACCAGGUCGAGUGAACAGCCCUUUCCUUAAGAAUCAGAACAGUCUGCCCGAGCGAUCAUGGUCCCCUCCAAGAUCCCCUUGCCCUCGAAUUGCUGCUAGCCAUAGCCCCUUCCAGUCUUACCCCUCAUACUACCAGACGCAGUUUGAAUCCACAAGACAGGAAGAUGUAACAUCCUUCAAUACUCCAGAUCCAAGUAUUGUUGCAACACCGAUAUAUGAGGAGAAUGAAGAGUCUGUAGAGGAAGAAGUUCCAAACUUAAUUCCAGAUGCAGACAAGGCUGCACCUAGCUUUCAAGAAAAGCCACCCAUUCUCUGUGAAGAGCCACUGCCAGCACAGAUUGUGCCAAGCUAUACUGAUGAAGCUGGUCUGGUAGAUGUGGAUGCCCCAAAUCCUGUAUGGCCUGAGGCACCCAGCUUUGUACAUACUGAAGAGUCGGUGCACGUUGAGCAGGGAACUUUCACAAGUACUAAGGAACAAAGCCUUGUGGACAUUGGGAAGCCACAAACAAAUGAUAAUUUACCAGAAAUGAAUGAGAACUUACUGGACCUUUUGGAGGCCAAUGGAAUAGAUCAGCUGCCAUCAGAAUCACACAGUGAGAUAGCAGAGAAGCCACUGAUCAAUACCAGUACUGAUGAAAUGGAAUUGAUUUUGGAUAUGAAAAGGCCGCCACUGGAUGAGACACUUGCAGACAUUGAUGCAAAUAGCCAGCCACUUGUGAACUUGCAGGAGUCGGGGCAGUAUGCGGAAUUAGAGCCCACUGAGCGAGGGAAACAGCAGCAGCCACUGAACAGCGAAGGCAAUGACGAAGACAACUUGCUGUGUUUUGAUAACAAUGAAGGGUUACCAGCGCCACCUCCAGACUGCCUUGAUUCACAGAAUUGGGAGAAUAUUCCAAGCCUCAUAGAGCUCGAAGGCUCACAACAGAUGAGUGAAGACUUUUGCUUUGGGAUGCAGGAAUUGCCCAAGCCCCAGGAUGUAGAGGCAGUUGAAGAUUUUUUUAAUCCACCACAAGAUGAAUAUAUUAAAUUCCAAUCACAUGUAGAGGAAACUGGCAGUAAAAUCCCAGAAAUUGAUAUUACCUAUUGCGACAAUGAUACUGAUACAGACCCGGAUCACUCCCCUGCAGACUGAGUUCAUCCUGUGAAGCUCUUCACUAUGACAAUUAUGCUUCAAGUAAAUUAAAAUGACAAAAACUGCUAAGUUUUAAUUUUAGUCUGUGUUUACUAUUUUUAAUUGUAAUAAUUUGAAUGUAUUAUUUUCUACAUUAACCUUAUUGUAUAUUAAUUCCACUCACAGCUGCUAGGUAUAGUCUGCUGAAGCUGAUAUUAUGUGACUAGCAGUGUUAACUAUCACCAAUUGCUUUUCAAGUACCAUUUUCGAAAGCACAAAUUUUGUGAAAUGCUGAUUGCUGUUGUAUGAAAAUAAACAAUUUCCGAAAAUCCAGUAUUUCAAACAAUAACUCAUUUGUACUGACCUCACAAUCCACCCUUAUUGUUCUUUUCCUGUAGUAUUUCUUCUCCAAUUGGAGAGAUGUGUGGAAAAAAAUACAAGAUGUAAGCUGUCCAUUGAGUAUUUUCACUUGUUCUGGGUUCCAGAUAAACACUUGUAGCUUACAAUACAACAACAAGAUAACCACUUCUGAGUGCUUUAAUGUUAGUUCAAUCCUUGCCUUAACUCAGCUUAUUCUCAUGUAAUAGCAGAAUAGAAUAAAUAAGAAACAAUUUCCAGAAGGAAGAAAGAUAGGGAAGCAAGAAAAAUUUGCACCUUUUUCAAUGUGUCACCAUAACAUGAAGAUAAUGGCUCUUGAGGAAUCAAAUUUGUUAGUAAAUUUAAAAGGGAAUUGAAUACAAUUGACAGAAUAUUGCCUGCAUAGCAAUGAGAAAAGAACAAAGCUUAAGGAUGCUCCUAGAGCCAGUUGAAUUGCUAUUUCGAACAAGAGUACAUUGUUAUUUGUCUUGGAUUUAACUUCUUUGGUA
Molecule: messenger RNA, 3154 nt
Organism: Hypanus sabinus (Atlantic stingray)
Lineage: Eukaryota; Metazoa; Chordata; Chondrichthyes; Myliobatiformes; Dasyatidae
Product: drebrin-like
Exons: 16
Coding region: 405-2309 (634 amino acids)
Biological process (GO): positive regulation of dendritic spine morphogenesis; neuron projection morphogenesis; postsynaptic actin cytoskeleton organization
Cellular component (GO): site of polarized growth; cortical actin cytoskeleton; postsynaptic membrane
Molecular function (GO): actin filament binding
Source: RefSeq, a predicted model, not a curated record